AUGGCGCCGCGCAUCGCGAAGGCGCGCAGCAAAAGUACACGCGGCAAAGUAAGCACCGUCGCCAACCCCGAACUUGUGAAGCGCCACUUCGAGAAUCGCUUCAAGAGCGAUAGCCUCAACUCGUUCUGGAGAUUCGGCGGCGUCGCGAAGCCGACCAUUGGCGACCUUCGCUAUCAGCUCCUCACUGUCGGCCACUCGCCCAAGUCAAAGCUACUCCGCGAAGACCUCGAGGAGCAGAUCCGAGUCCACGUCCACGGGCAGCUCGCGUACCGGAAGUCAAGCAAGGCCGACCUCAUGAAAUUCAUCUCGGACCGCGGUUUGGUCGUGGCGGAGGCUUCUGGCACGGUAAACGCGCCAUCGAAGAAGCAGUUUGCCGAGACGCUGGUUAAGGCCGACAAGGACCGCAAAUUCACCCGCCUCUUCGACCUUCCUCCGGAGCUCCGGCUCUGCAUCUUCGACUUCCACUUUGCGGAUUUCGUGCGCCAGAGGGGCCUGAAAUCACCAAGCCAGCCGCCACUCACCCUCACCUGCCGCACUAUCCGUCACUGCGCGCUGCCUCUCUUCUUUCAGCAGUGCAAAUUCUCCAUCGAUCUCUCCGUCAGCCCUAGCGACGCGGAUUGGCCGGAAGACGCGAUCGUCCCAGGACCAUUGCACCUGAACCCAUCAUCCGAAACGUUCUUGUGCCACAUCCCACACCGACAUCUCAGACACCUCCGCGCCCUGUCCGUCUGCUACAUCGACCGCCACGUGAGAGACCGCGCAGCAAAGUACGACGCUGUCUAUCAUACCACCCGAGUUGACAUUAAGCUCGACCGGACCAGCCCACUGCUCGCUGCGCUCCGGGGUCAUUCAAGAGACUGUGAUCGGGUUGUGAAGGGUGAGCUCACAGCCACAAUGCAGGAGAUGAACGUGGAGCUGCGUAAGCUGGUGCAGAAGGCUGGUGAAGAAUGGUAUCAGAAGGCGACAGAUGCCACUGUCAGGUAUUAG
Molecule: messenger RNA, 987 nt
Organism: Saxophila tyrrhenica
Lineage: Eukaryota; Fungi; Ascomycota; Dothideomycetes; Mycosphaerellales; Extremaceae
Exons: 2
Coding region: 1-987 (328 amino acids)
Source: RefSeq, a predicted model, not a curated record